AUGACCUCAAAGAAGAAAGGUACCGCGCGUCGGUCCGGGCCAUUCUCAUUUUCCUCUCGCACGAGGACUACCAAGGACGUGCCUCCGAUCAAGAAACUGCUCGGCGAACUUGGGUUUGGCGAUGAUGCUGAUAAAAAGCUCCUCAAUGAGUUCAACGCUGCUCGUAAAUUUCACAUGAACCGCUUCUUAGAGGAAAAGAUCAUCGACGACAAAGACAUAUUGGAGUGGUCCUCCGAGCCAUGCAAGCAAAAGAUUCGCAGGCUGGCCAAAGACUUUCUUACCAGACACAACUAUGGCCCUCGUUUCUGGCCCGACGAGGUUUCUCCUGCAAACACCAAGAACUACCGUUAUCCACAGGAUUCCCAACAAAGAUCACACAAUAUAAAGGUUCGCAAAGAAAAGAGGCGUACCAAUCUCUUCGAGCGAGGUGAUGCGCCUGACGAGCCUAUUGCCCUUGAUCUGUCCAGCGAUGAGUCUGAUUACGAAUACCAAGUAUUCGAUCCCCCGUCAUCCCCGAUGUCUGGUGAAUCUUACCUCAAGAGUGUAGUUCAGGAUGAGAAUGAGAAUGUUAACUCGGAGGCAUCUCAUGGAUCUAGCCAACCCUCAAGAACAAGCCCUGUGCUGGCAACAAAAAGGCCUCUAUUAGAAUCAGAGACGUCGCCGUUGCGUACAAAAAGCCCGCGUCUCAACGGUUUUCGUGCACCCACAGCCGACCCGGUCUCUCAAGGUCCCAAUGUUCGGCUUGAAUCAGUCGCCCGAGCAGUUUCUCCCAGACAAGAGCUUCGCAGGUCAAGUCGAAAAUCUGUUCCUGCGCCUGUUGCUCCCAUGGGUGAAGGAUCAGGGACGAAUGAAACCCAGGAACAAUCAUCAGAAGCAGAGAGGAAUACCACGGAUGAGAUCGUCUGUGGGUUCAAAACUGCGAUACGAUCAGUUCCACCUACUGGAGAGAAUGGCAGUUCUCGCAUUUCUGAAAAUGAAACGACAGCUACAGACCAGCCGCCUGUAAAGCUUGGUUCUACGCCACUCUCUCAGAAGGAUACUGCCACGUCUGGGCCAGAUAUCGAAGAGCUCAGCAGCAAUUCGUAUGAUACAGCUGCGGCACGGCGGUUACUGAGCUCGCAUCUCCGUGGGCAUACUACAAAUACUCCUACCCCUCUACAAUUCUCUUUUUCCUUUCACGAUGGUAGCCACGGCGACCCUUUCAGCAUUUCGGCGGUCGAAUUCUUCACAAUGACCCUUGAGCAGUUUAUGGACGUUCUGCCCAUGAACGACAAGGAAAUGAUAGUAGGGCUGUGCAUACGCCAAUACGGGCCCAAGUUCUGUCUCCGGCAAGUGUAUCUGUACAACGAAGCUGUCUUUGGGAACAUUCGUCAGCAGUUUCUCCGUUGUAUUGAGAGCGAUACACGAGAUGUGAAGAACCAUGGAAAGAGGCUGGACUACGAGAUCAGUAUCGAGCCACUUAGGGAUUAA
Messenger RNA from Fusarium musae, 1470 nucleotides. RefSeq lists its product as uncharacterized. NCBI's taxonomy places the organism in Eukaryota, Fungi, Ascomycota, Sordariomycetes, Hypocreales, Nectriaceae. The transcript has 4 exons. The coding region runs from base 1 to 1470 and encodes 489 amino acids. The record is from RefSeq and is a predicted model, not a curated record.